Podarcis muralis (Common wall lizard) is the source of this 3350-nucleotide messenger RNA. RefSeq names its product dual specificity phosphatase 15 (gene DUSP15). Gene Ontology annotation, molecular function: protein tyrosine phosphatase activity. Gene Ontology annotation, biological process: protein dephosphorylation; signal transduction. The record is from RefSeq and is a predicted model, not a curated record. Gene Ontology annotation, cellular component: plasma membrane; cytosol. Lineage: Eukaryota; Metazoa; Chordata; Lepidosauria; Squamata; Lacertidae.
CCUGUGUGCUGCUGGGACAGCUCCCCAGAAAGCGUUGUGGUUUUUUUGCAGGGAUGUCCCGGGAACUGAGCAGAGAAGUGGCAGGCUGCUGCGUAAUUGCGCACCGUUCUUCUCCCCUGCAUGCCCCAACAGCCCUGGCUUGUCACCGAGCCAGGGAGACUAAAGGUUUUGUUCUCUCUGAACACUGGAGCUUUGUCCCGGCGGUGGAGCAGCAGCAGCAGCACCGCCUGCCCUUGGCACACACAAACACACCCCCACGAUUACGAAAGAGGUGGAGUUUAUCCUCUACUGUCAGCGUGCCAGCCACAGGAGGCGGCCAGGAAAAGGGCAUUUCCAGGAGUAGCGUCUUUGCCAUCUUGGAGGAAAGGAGCUUUCUCCAGAGCAGGAGAAAGAGGCUGGGCGUUUGCAGCAGGUCUGCAGCUGAUUUAUCGGCUCCCCAAGGGGCAAGCAGAGCUACUACCUUGGAGAGAUCCUUUCCACCUCCUGCCUGGUCCUAAGAAGUGAAGGGGGGCAGUGGGAAACUCUGCCAGGCCUAGGGAGAGAAACCUCGCUCCCUGCUCCAUCCCUCUUGCUGGGGGUUUUGUGGAAGAGAAUCACACACACACACACACACACACACACACACACCCAGGACAACUUCUGCUCUCUGCCUAGAGUGUGAUUUGGACCAUGGGCAAUGGCAUGAACAAGAUUCUCCCUGGGCUCUUCCUCGGCAACUUCAUAGAUGCCAAAGACUUUGACCAGCUGAGCAGGCACAAUAUCACCCACAUCGUCUCCAUCCAUGAAUCCGCACAGCCAUAUAUUCCGGGAAUCAUCUACCUCCGCAUUGCUCUGCCAGACACACCAGAGGCCAACAUCAAGAAGCACUUCAAGAAAUGCAUCCAUUUCAUCCAUUCCUGUCGCCUGCAUGGAGGGAACUGCCUCGUUCACUGCCUCGCAGGGAUCUCCCGCAGCACCACCAUCGUCCUCGCGUACGUCAUGGCCGUGACACAGAUGAACUGGCACGACGCCCUGGAGGCCGUCAAGGCAGCCCGGCCGGUCGCCAAUCCCAACCCAGGUUUCCGUCAGCAGCUGGAGGAGUACGGGGGCAGCCGGUCUGUGAAGAAGAUCCACCGGAGACUUGAGCGCAAGUAUGGAGCAUCGCCUUUUAGUGACGAAGAGGACAUCAGAACCCUGCUCCCACCUGGGAAAAGGCACCUGGUCCCCAGGAGAGAGGGGGCUCCGCAGACCCUGGUGCCAAAGGAGAGAGGAGCCAAGCACACGGACCCCUUUCUGCUGCGGAUGAAGCAGACAUUCUCCUGCCUCCCUGGGUGUUUGAAAUGACCCCUCUUCCAGGCAUUUUUUGGGGGGAAAGCACAGAAGCUUAGCACAUCGGACUGGUUGGAGUCGAAACCUGGCAAGGGCUGUUCCAUUCUCCUGGCACCACGAAAUGCGCUCGGCUGAGAAACCGGCAGCACCCACGAGUAGCCACCCACCUCAGUCCCUUCCACUCGCUGAAACCAAGGAAACUGUUAGGAGAGCAGGCCACAAGGGACUUCUUGCAGGUUCAGAUGGUAAAAAAUGCCAGGCGCAUUUUCAGUGUCCGGCUGAGGAGUAAGAGCCAGGGCUUCCCAGAAACAGAUGAUUCUUUGGGGAUAUUUUUUUUUCAUUGCACAGGGUUCAAGUAGAUGACCCUUUAGGAUCUCUUCCAACCCUACAUUUCUAUGAUUCUAUUAUCCCGAGGAAGAACAAUUCAGGGACUUCAGCCGUUCCAGAAAUCACAACCAAGUGGUUGCCUUUUUCUUUAUUUUUUAGCCAAAAUGGAGGUGGUUCUUGCACAACAAAUGCUCCCUCGCCCAGAUGGCGCGCCAGGUCUCUCAGUUGCGAGUGUAGGUGGGUGCGAUCGAGAGAAGCGAAAAUAGCAGGAUGGAGUGGAACAAAGCAGUUGUUCGUAGAUGAGCAGAGACGCCAACAGUUGGACCGAAGGAAGGGUUUUGGCCGGCGCGGUUUGUCCCGUUGCUCCCAGACGACGACGAGAGAAGCUGCGCUUUGCCAAAAUUCUCUUCUGCACAACUACUAUUGCAGCAGGGGCAGAAAGGGGCUUUGAAAGCACUUCCUUUACCGAAUGAACGUUGCACCCAGUGGCCUCUUUCCCGACAGCGCAGGAAGCUGGCUGCCAGCGAUAAACAGAGGUGGGUGGGUUUUCUCUCCCCCCUCCCCGCCUUUUGACCUAAGCCUGCCCUCUGCUGCGCUCUUAGACCAAACAGCUUUCCAGACUGAGGAGGAGAGUCAGAGCCUGGCGCAAUCCCCCAGGCCAGAGAGCUGAUGCGCUCUGAUUAUUUCCUGCCCUCCAGCUGAGGGAAUGUAAGCUUUCAAAAGGCUUCUUAGCGAAGGUCCUUCCGUUUGGCAGAAUGCAAAAAGGCAGGCGUCGUAUCAUCACCACCAUCAUCAUCACCGUCCCCAGCGGGACAGAAAUGAUGAAUUUGCCAGCGACUCAGCAGUCCAAAUUGCGCUCCCCAUGGGAGCGAUCGUAAAGGAUACGCCGCACUAAUGAUCAGGGUAAAAAAUGAUGCUGUUCACGGCUUGCAAUGCAGACACACACACACACACACACACACACACACACACACACACCCCAACCCCACCAGCCUGCUAAGCCCCAUUCUCUCAGGCUGCUAAAUCCCUUCCUGUGCACUGGGGGCUUUGGGGACCCCCCAAAGCAGAUCUGGCUGGGCAGGGGGGCUGCAAGGGGGUGAAGAGGAAGGAGAAGUCACAUCAGCAUGCAGGCAGAAGUUUGCUUGCUCGACAUCAGAUAUCUGUGGCCACAACAUCAAGACAGUUUUUUUCAGUGCUCACCCAGACCUCCUCCUUUUUAACAUUGCAACUUAGGAAAAGUUCUGGGAAACUUGAAGGCUUGCUUCCUAUUGUGACACUUUGCUGGGUCCUAAUAAAGGCGAGGCCCAGUUGUGGAUGUGGGAAUUUUUCUUAAGGGCUGGCAAACUUCCUUUAAUUUUUGUUUAGCGGAGAGACUGAUAUUGUACACACACGGAUGAGUAUGGGUAGAGUUAGGGAACAGUUUCUUCUGGCAUUUGUUAUCCCAGGGAUAACCAAACAGUUAUACCUUUUUAAAAAUAAUAAUAAUAAAUUAAAUAAAACAUACAUAAGUAUUUAAAAACAAUGUUCUGUGUUUAUUUAUUUGACGUGGAGGGGAACGACAUUGUGUUAUAUGUGUGCAUGUAUGCAAACAGAGACCUCACCCUAAAAACCCUCAUGUUCUCUUUGCAUGUGUGCACACAAGCGCAUUAUUAUUAUUAUUAAAAUUGAUAUAUUGCCCUUCAUUCAAAGGGCAGUUUACAACAUAAAAACACAAA